Messenger RNA from Sander lucioperca (pikeperch), 322 nucleotides. Its product is annotated as calcineurin B homologous protein 2-like. The record is from RefSeq and is a predicted model, not a curated record. Bases 68 to 310 code for a protein of 80 amino acids. Gene Ontology annotation, molecular function: calcium ion binding. The transcript has 4 exons. NCBI's taxonomy places the organism in Eukaryota, Metazoa, Chordata, Actinopteri, Perciformes, Percidae.
GUCUCCGCUGCUAGACCAGAGGGGAGAGCUCAGGCCUGAGGAUUUCGGAGCAAUUCGGGAGUUAUCCAUGAACCCCAUCGGAGACAGAAUCAUCAGUGCCUUUUUCUCUCCAGGAAAGGAAACGGUGGACUUUGCCUCCUUUGUUCGGAUUCUGGCUCAUUUUCAUCCCACAGAAACAAGCCGAUCCAGAGACGGAGUACAGCCGGAGCCGGCCAACAGCAGGACCAGGAAACUCAAAUUUGCUUUCCAGUUGUAUGAUCAGGACAGAGAUGGAAAGAUUUCGCGAGAAGAGCUUCUUCAGGUCUGUUAAACUCAUAACUGU